Molecule: messenger RNA, 2303 nt
Organism: Abrus precatorius (Indian licorice)
Lineage: Eukaryota; Viridiplantae; Streptophyta; Magnoliopsida; Fabales; Fabaceae
Product: long chain base biosynthesis protein 2a
Exons: 12
Coding region: 206-1675 (489 amino acids)
Biological process (GO): ceramide biosynthetic process; sphingosine biosynthetic process
Cellular component (GO): serine palmitoyltransferase complex
Molecular function (GO): pyridoxal phosphate binding; serine C-palmitoyltransferase activity
Source: RefSeq, a predicted model, not a curated record
ACAACAACACGUUCAUUCCCUUUCCAUUUUCAAAAACACCGCUUCUCUCUCUCUCUCUCUCUCGCCUCGCUCUCUCUCUUUGGCUCUCUUUCUCUCCGUCGGGUCCGGGAGACUCGGGUUCGGAUCUCUGAUCGCUGCCACAACCCGAACCAAACUCAGAAUCCAGAUCCUCCUCUCGCCCCCGUUCCAUUGAAAUCACAAGAAGAUGAUAGCGAUUCCGUAUUUGACUGCAUUAACCACUUACUUCAGCUACGGCUUGCUCUUCGCCUUUGGCCAAUUCAGAGAUUUCUUCCGGAAAAUCUUCGACUGGUGCAGCUCCAACAAUCUUCAGGGUUACGCACCGAUCUGCUUAGGGCUCGAAGAUUUUUAUAUUCGUCGUUUAUACCUUCGCAUUCAGGACUGUUUUGGGAGACCAAUUGCAAGUGCUCCUGAUGCAUGGUUUGAUGUAGUGGAACGCUACUCGAAUGAUAAUAACAAGACACUAAAACGAACUGAUAAAAUAAGUAGAUGCCUUAACUUGGGAUCAUACAACUACCUCGGUUUUGCUGCGGCGGAUGAAUACUGCACACCUCGAGUAGUUGAUACCUUGAAGAAGUAUUCUCCAAGCACUUGCAGUGCCCGGGUGGACGGGGGGACGACUGCGCUUCACAAUGAAUUGGAGGAGUGUGUAGCAAACUUUGUUGGGAAGCCAGCUGCUUUAGUUUUUGGUAUGGGAUAUGUGACAAACUCAGCUAUUCUUCCAGUCUUGAUGGGGAAGGGAAGUUUGAUUAUUAGUGAUUCAUUGAACCACAACUCAAUUGUUAAUGGUGCACGAGGAUCCGGAGCAACUAUUCGUGUUUUUCAACAUAAUGUGCCAUCUCAUCUAGAAGAAGUGUUAAGAGAACAAAUUGCUGAGGGACAGCCAAGGACACAUAGGCCCUGGAAGAAGAUAAUGGUUAUUGUGGAGGGGAUAUACAGCAUGGAAGGAGAGCUUUGCAAACUUCCAGAGAUCAUAGCUAUAUGCAAAAAAUAUAAGGCAUAUACAUAUUUGGAUGAAGCACACAGCAUUGGAGCUGUGGGAAAGACAGGAAGAGGUGUUUGUGAGCUCCUGGGUGUGGAUACUGCCGAUGUUGACAUUAUGAUGGGAACAUUCACCAAAUCUUUUGGUUCAUGCGGAGGUUACAUUGGGGGAUCAAAGGAGCUUAUCCAAUACUUGAAGUACACUUGCCCUGCUCAUCUUUAUGCAACUUCUAUUUCACCACCAGCAGCACAACAGAUAAUAUCAUCCAUAAAAGUUAUUCUUGGCGAGGAUGGUUCCAAUAGAGGUGCCCAGAAACUUGCACAAAUUCGAGAGAAUAGCAACUUUUUCAGGUCGGAACUGCAAAAGAUGGGAUUUGAGGUUCUUGGGGACAAUGAUUCUCCAGUAAUGCCAAUCAUGCUUUACAAUCCAGCCAAAAUCCCUGCCUUCUCAAGGGAGUGCCUCAGGCAGAAUAUUGCUGUUGUGACAGUGGCAUUUCCUGCAACCCCAUUGCUACUGGCUAGAGCACGCAUAUGCAUUUCUGCUUCUCAUUCAAAGGAAGACCUUAUCAAAGCCUUGCAGGUUAUUAGCAGAGUAGGGGAUCUAGUUGGCAUAAAAUACUUCCCAGCUGAACCAACAAAGCAGCAUCAAGGGGGUAAAACUGUGAAGUUUGAUUGAGGGAAGUUCUCCCAUUAGCAGAAAGAGGAACAAAGACUAAUGAAAAUAGAGCUGUAGUGAUAAGAAGGCAUUUUGUUUCAAUGGGGAAUUGGUUUCAAAUUAACUGGCAUGUUCUACUGUGAAUGAAUUCAUUUCUAUUCAUUGCCAUCUUUGAAAGGGUGGACUUAGACGUGAACAGCAGAUCCAUACAAUCUUUGUUCUCAGAUACUACAAGAAAAUGUCUCAUGGAGGGGAGUCUAUUCUUAUUUUGCCCAGUCAUUAUUAGGUAAUAUGUAUAGUUACGGUUUGAUUAUUCAUUUGAAACUGAGUUUUGUUUUGAUUUCUUUUUUGUUCCACAAAAUGAGUUUUGUUUGAAAUUUUAAUCAAGUUGUAAAAUUGAAGUUGAUAUAUUGGGUUGUAAGUUCGAAAAAAUGAGCAGUGCCUUGGAAAGUGUAUAGGCCGGUUUAGCAAUGUUUUUGACCAUCAAACCAGUGGUUGCCUGCUUGAUUUUUCUUAUGGACAGGUUCUUAAAACCUGACGGUUUAACAUCCAAUUUUCUGAUUCACAUCUUGUUCAUGAUAUUUCCUUUUGCCAAAUUGAUGGAAAAUAUGAUCCGAUGAGUCUGGCUACAGUGCUGAUUCUUUAUUGU